UCCUGCAAACACGUCUGAGACUCGCAACUAAACUCUGCACAGUUUUCUCCUCACGCGCCGCCGCCGUGAGCCCAGCGGGGCGCCUCGUUCCCCCACGAGAGGACACCCGGCACUUUAGAAACACAGUGGUUGUUGUUGUUAUUGUUGUUCUAGUUCACUCUGCAGGGUCGAUGUUCCCGUCGGACUCUCUGUGUUUAUGUGUGGCCGCGCGGCGGUGGGACAUCCGGAGUGGGGGAUCCGUCGGAGGAGGACGACGCUCGCUGGUGGGCUGUUGGUAAAUAGAGCGCACCGCGCGCGCACAGAGGCAAAAGCGCACGAGAUGGACUUUAAGGGGACGAAAUUCGGAAGGUUCAUGAACUGCAGGGUCCCACCCAGUAAGAGGUACCAGCCCACUGAGUUUGAACAUGCUGCGAACUGUGCCACACACGGGUUGUGGAUUCUUCCCAGUCUGGUGGGCGGGUCCGUGCUCUACUUCCUGUCUGUGGACCAAUGGCAUCGCGUGGCUGCCUGGCUCUAUGGAAGCGGUCUCACCGGCCUUUUUGUCACCUCAACACUCUUCCACACCGCUGCUUGGAAAAUCAGCCACCGCCGGAUGGUGGAGCGCCGGUUCCACAUGUGCGACAGAAUGGCCAUCUACUUCUUCAUCGCGGCCUCCUACUCUCCCUGGCUGAUGCUGAGGGAGCUGGGGCCCUGGGCGUGCCACAUGCGCUGGCUGAUAUGGGCCAUGGCUUUCUUUGGGUCCAUGUACGUCUUCCUCUUCCACGAGAGGUACAAGCUGGUGGAGUUGCUUGGCUACGUGGCGAUGGGGGUCGCCCCCGCCCUGGUCAUCCUGUCGAUGGUGGAGCGUGCAGGUGUGUGUGAACUGGCGGUGGGAGGAGUCUUCUACGUGGUGGGCGCGGCCUUCUUCAAAAGCGAUGGCCUCGUCCCCUUCGCCCACGCCAUCUGGCAUCUCUUCGUGGCGGCGGGAGCGUGCUGUCACUAUUACGCCAUCUGGAGGUACCUGUACUUACCUGGGCCGCCGCUGCAGACGUCAAGGUGACUAGCCGCUCUCACCUGAGAGCAUCAUCAUCUUCAUCAUCAUCACGCGGUUCCACACCGCGGGACUGACUUGAGAAAAGUGAGUCUCGGUCAGGAGUGACAACGACGUAUCUGACUCAUGAGGCUCCACCUGAGGGACGGUGCUGACGGGGUCCGCCCCGACAGCUGCAGGUGACACCUGGGACCAUCAGUCAUGUCAACAUGUUAAUUAUAGAGCCGACGGAAAGCAAAUACACCUUUAAAUAUGUCAAACCCAUUCCCUUAAUCAACCAUCUCAGUCACAGAAUCUACGAUGUCCAGUCUGUGACCUCACCUGCUGACCUAGCGCGGGUUACCUGACUCCUCCCACUUCCAUGUUACAACCAGGUGAGGUGCUCUUCCACAUUGGUGCUAACCCCGACUUUAUUUUAGUUUUGUCCAUUUUGCACAGCGGCAAAAUUCAGAAAUAUAAAUCAGCGCCCUCGCUUCCACUCCAUAAACUAACACUCAUGUUCUGAGCUCGACUCAGCCCCCCCCCCCCUAAAUGAUGCACACUGGCUCUUUAAGGCAAAUUAAAAUGAUUCAAUAUUUUAGUGUUAAACCCGUUUUCUACAUGCAUUAAUCAGCUGGUUGGUUGAGUUUGUCCAAUGAGCUCCUCACGAUCACAACAUCCACGCACCCUGCAGCUGGAACGCACAACGUACCUCAAACUACGUCGUUGACUUUUGGUAUAAAUUGUUGGUUCGUGGGAUAUUUCGAACACGGCAUCGAACACGCGGGCGGCUUUAUGGCCUACGUGCUGGGCGACGCGGUGAUAUGUAGUAACAGAUGAGAUGCUUCUCCUCCAGAUUAAAGGAUACGUGGCCUCAGUAGAAGUGGUCCAUUUGUGAUUUACACUUUAUAUGAAUCUACCCAAAAAAAAGAGAAUAGUUUCAUAAUUUACCGUCACGUUAUUUGAAAGAUGAAAAGUCUAAAAGUCUUCCGGGUCAUGUUAUGUGGGUCGUGUAUGCGUUGACUUGUUUAGAAGACGAUGAUUGAGAGUUGUUUGUUUUAAGUGAUGCACUCUGAGCGGUUUCCUAUCAGCAACACAAUAUUCCCGUUACAUCCUCAGAUGACAGAGUUACACAGGGGCAUUUCAGACGCCAUUUUUAAUAUUUACAGUCUUCAUUUGUAUACUUCUUUCUCCGCUGUGUCGACCACACCCCCAGGUUCCCCAAAACCUCUCGUGGUUAACCUGUGGGCGUUUACUCAGGAAGUGAGCUUAUCUUCUUCUUUCUUAAAACAAAACAAAAAAUCAGAUGAUCUAUUUUGUAAAAUUGUAUUUUCACUGAAUUAAAGAAUAAUCAUGAUAUUAUUACACGA
This is a messenger RNA of Pseudoliparis swirei, 2379 nucleotides long. It is a transcript of the gene mmd2a, whose product is annotated as monocyte to macrophage differentiation-associated 2a. The coding region runs from base 197 to 1039 and encodes 280 amino acids. Gene Ontology annotation, molecular function: pore-forming activity. The record is from RefSeq and is a predicted model, not a curated record. Lineage: Eukaryota; Metazoa; Chordata; Actinopteri; Perciformes; Liparidae. Gene Ontology annotation, cellular component: membrane. The transcript has 7 exons.